CAUGAUGCCAAUAGCCCGCCUACGUUAAAAGAGGGUUGAGCUCAACGGGCCCGUUACCGUAUUGCCAUUGGUCCGCACCCAAUGUCACGUGAUCCUCACCAAAGUGAGUGCCCGCUUCCUCCUUUUACUGGUGUCCAAAGAAAAGGAGACAGUAGUAACAACAGAGACACGCCACGAAGAACGUUUUUGGAGAGAAGUGAAAAAGAUCGUGUGGGAUUUCAAAGUAUAACCAUCCUCUCUCUCUCUCUCUCUCUCUCCACCCUCUCUCACUCUCUUUCUCUCGCUUCAUCUCUUUAUCUCUCUCUCUCUCUUUCUUCAUUUCUUCUUUUUGCUCUUUCUUCAUCUCUCCUUCAUUUCGCCACUCGAUUCCGUUCGAUCGGAACAGUACAAGCUCGACAAUUGUUGUGAAUAUUUCUUUGCAAAUUGUAAAUGAAAAUUCACUCGUGGAAAAAUAGUGUUUUUCAGUGAAUUGUGUGAAUUUUAAUCUGGAUAAUUAAUGUUCGCAAUUAGUGAUUGAAUAUAGUGAUGAUAAAUAGUGCAAGGAUCAAUUAUUGUCCCGUUUGCAAUAGUUUGGAACCAAUUCGGUGUGCUCAGUAUCUAAACAAUCGAGUUGAGACAAUUAGGGGACUGGUUGUCUUCCCUUAAUUUUUUAAUAGUCCAGUGGUUCAAAUCCUAUUCCAAAGGUUGAUAUUAAUAAAGGAAAAUUUUAAAAAGGUUUCAAAGGGAAUUUUAAGGAACCUUCAGAGGGAAUUUUAAAGAAAAUUCCAAGAAAUCUCCAAAAGGAACUUUAAGGAAAUCUCAAAAGGAAUUUUAAAGAAAUCUCAAAAGGAAUUUUAAAGAAAUCCCAAAGGAAUUUUAAAGAAAUCUCAAAGGAAAUUUUAAAGAAAUUUCAAAGCAUAUUCCAAGGAAAUUUCAAAGGGAAUUUUAAAGUAAUUUUGCAAAAGGAAUUUCGAAGAAACCCCAAAGGGAAUAUCAGAGAAAUUUCAAAUGAUAUUCGAAAAAAUCUCAAAGGAAUCGCAAAAGGGAUUUCAAAGAAAUAAAGGGGAUUUUAAAGAAAUUUGAAAGGACAUGCUAGAGAAAUCUCAAAGGAAAUAUCAAAGAAAUCUCAAAGGGAAUAUCAAAUAAGUUUCAAAGGAUAUUUAAAAUCGUAAAGGGAAUUUCAAAGAAAUCUCCAAGGGAAUAUCAAAGAAGUUCCAAAGGAUAUUUGAAAAAACUCUCAAAGGGAGUUUCAAAGAAAUAUCAAAAGGAAUUUUAAAGAAAUCUCAAAGAAAUCUCAAAGGGAAUUUUAAAGAAAUUUCAAAGGACAAUUGAAGUCGCAAAGCGGAUUUUUAAAAAAUUGUAACGACUAUUGAAGAAAAACCUGCAAAGGAAGUUUUAACGUAAUUUUUCAGGAACGUUAAAGGAUUCAAGGAAGGUUAUUUCAAGGAAUUUUGAGGAGAAAUUCCCCCUUUUUGGUACAUUUGUGAAAGACACCCGUUUUGCGAUUGAUGCGAGGACAACAAUUGAUUCAUCAAGAGGAGGGUCAUUAUCGGCAGCAUUUGGAACAAAUUGAGGGUCUAAUUGGGGAUAAGGCGAUUGCAUCAGUGAAGACGAGGUCCCCGACGCCCGUCCUGGCGAACGACGGAGGGGGUGGUGGCUUCUGGCUGGCCUCGGUGGCCGCGGGGGCCGGGGCUGGAGCCGUUCUGCCCCCGCACGGGGCCCAUCCAUCAGUGAUGGACCCAAAUUGUGGCUCAGCCGAAACUGGCUUCAUCAAUAGUCAACCAUCAAUGGCCGAAUUUAUGACGGCAUUGCCCCAAUUGUCGAGCGAUGGUCCUCUUCAGCAUUCGCCAGGCGCUGUUGGACCAAUGAGUCCUAAUGCAGGACAUCAUCCCGGUUAUCAUACAAUGAUUGAUCCACACGGUGUCGCGGAUCCCUCGGGUGUCAACGUUCCCGAGUACCCGUGGAUGAAGGAGAAGAAGACCACGAGAAAGAGUAGUCAGCAAGAAAAUGGUCUUCCAAGGAGAUUACGAACAGCUUACACGAAUACUCAACUAUUGGAAUUAGAGAAGGAAUUCCAUUUUAAUAAAUAUCUGUGUAGGCCAAGACGGAUAGAAAUCGCUGCAUCGUUAGAUUUAACGGAAAGGCAGGUGAAGGUUUGGUUUCAAAAUCGAAGAAUGAAGCAUAAAAGACAGACCUUGACGAAGGAGGAUGGUGACGAGAAGGACGGAACAUCAUCGGAUGGUUUGGAGAAGCCGAAGGGUGAAAAAAUGUUAUUAAUGGACGACGAUGAGAAGAAGAGCUGCCACAAUUGUGAUAUUUCGGGGGUAGGUGAUGUGGGCAGUACUCUUUCCGGUGAAAUUGGUGAACUCUCUUCAGGCCGAGGGAGUAGCAAUAAUAACAAUACGCCUAGUGCAACAAACAACAACACAGGUUUCAGUACCAACAGUAAUGGAGCAAGUAGUGUAGGUAGUACCAACAGUGUUUCCAGUUCCUUCGAGAAAAUGAUAGUGGACGACGACGACUCCCGCUCACAAGAUGGUAGCGAAGUGACAUCGCCAAGUCUAGUUAAAAAAUUAACAGGCGAAGUUCGUGUGAAAAUCGAAGCCGGUCACAAGAGUCCAAAUCCAGUGAAGCAUGUCGGUAAAAAAUCACCGUCGACAAAAGAUGUUUGCUCUGUUAAAAGUAACGGAGUACUUCUUGCACUGCCAGACUCGACAGUCAGUACACUUCCAAGCCAGGGUUCAUCGACUAGAAGUCUUACGCCUUCUUCAACGCCUGGAACGCCGGCUUCGAUCCAACUUCAACAGGGAAGUCCCCUAGGUAUCCAAACCCCUCACAAUUACAUGCAACGACCUAGAAGUUCUCCAUCCUCCACAACUUCGACUCUCUUAGGCGGAUCUUCUCCUCACAAUCGAAACAUACCUCCGAAUCAGUCCCAUUUUCAACAGACCUAUCAACCAACCACUGGAGUCGACUACCGGAAUGGCCUACCCAGACAAUCCGUACAACAAAAUAGUCAAAAUAGUACCCAACAUACUUCACAUACCCAACAUACUUCACAUACUCAACAGACGCAACAGACACAACAUUCCCAACAAUAUUGCUCAAGGGACUCCUAUCAACAGAGGCUACCCUACGGAGGGGAAAUCCAUCCCAUGUACCCACAAGUCAGACAAACUCAACGAACCAACCAAACAAGGAGUCAUCAAUCGAACCGAUCGGUUUACAACUCAAUGCAGUACCAACAGCACCAACAGUACGGAACACCAGGAGAGUAUAACGGAUACUCCCAGGGCUAUCACACCUACCACAGGGGCAUGCAGAACAGUUCCUAUCAAGCUUACCCUUCUGGUCAAACCGAACAAGACAGUUACUACUACCCCAGUUCAUAUCACACCUCUGAGACACUCAAUUCCCACACACAUUCUGCGAUAAACGGACAAUACUACGGAGAAGUACAGCAGCAACAACAACAACAUCAACAGAAUUCCGACUACAUUCCGACUACUCAUUCGUUACACAGUAGCACUGAUUAUAGAACGGGGAAUAAAUGUCAUUAUUACGAGCAAACAAAUCAGAAUAUGCACAUUCAUCAAGGUGGUGAGGCAUCGAAUAUACCGAAUAGUUAUGUCUCCUCACCGGAUCCAUUCCCAGCGCCAGGUAUUACGACAACUGCAACUGCAAUUGCUGCGGCGACUGCAGCUGUUAUCACUCCGCCCUGCAAUAGUUCGACGGGACAACAAAAUGACACGAAUGCUGAAGCAUAUGGUAACUUUGGCAAUUACUAUAAUGAACAGGUGCACAAUAAUGCUCCGCCUCCAUCGGCUGACAAUAGUAACAGUUCGUCUGAUUUCAAUUUUUUGAGUAAUCUCGCUAAUGACUUUGCUCCUGAGUACUAUCAGCUUAGCUGAGUUCACGAUAGUGAAAAUCAAUUGGACUGGUGUGAUGAACAAUAUCUACUUAAUGAAUUGUAUUGAAGGGGUAUGAGUGUUUUAAAAAUUAUUGGAUGAUACUUUAGGGAUCCUCUACCUUGGACGUUGAACUAAAUGCUGCUAAAAUUAAUCAAUCAAAAUCUGUAAAAAUCGAAGAAUAUAUCAUUUCUAAAGAAGAAAAUAAAAAAGAAUUUUUAGCAAUGUUUAUUUGUUAGGUUGAUUUUCGCUUACAAGAGAAUAAGGAUCUUAAAGAAAAAGUUACUUGUGGAAUUUUUUACUUGGCGCUACAGAAUUGGUAUAGAUGAUUGUAAAUCCGAAUUUAUUUUUGGUGGGGAAAUUUUCUAGUCCAGGGUGCGAUUUUGUAAUUUGACUUUGACUUCUGAUUCAAAUUUGACAUUGACAAUAAUAGCUUUAAAGACUUUCACUAUGACUUUGAGUUUAAAAGUAAAAGUCGAAGUCGAAGUGAACGUUAAAAAUAAAGUCAAAGUUAAAAUGAAAUUCAGGUCAAAGUUCAAAAGAAGGUCAAAGUCAAACACAAAGUAAAAAUAAAAAUAAUUUUCAAAGUCAAUGUCGAAGUCAAAAUCGAAUCGAAAAUCAAAGUCAAAUUGCAAAAUCUGCAGCAAGCUUACCCUGAAAAUUUUUAAAUUUUUAUUUCAAAUAUUUCUUAUUAAUAUUUCUUAAUAUUUCUUAUUUCUUAUUUUGAGGAAGUAAUCUUCCUCAAAAUUAAACAGAAAAAGAACUUUUAUUUUUAAUAUAAAUUUUGACUUAUCUUUCUAUUAUUUUAACGAAUAGAACUUGAAAUGUUAUAAAUUUAUUUCAUUGAAUCGUAGAACAGUCGAUCUUUUU
Messenger RNA from Leptopilina heterotoma, 4757 nucleotides. Its product is annotated as homeotic protein proboscipedia-like. Lineage: Eukaryota; Metazoa; Arthropoda; Insecta; Hymenoptera; Figitidae. The coding region runs from base 1488 to 3890 and encodes 800 amino acids. Gene Ontology annotation, molecular function: DNA-binding transcription factor activity, RNA polymerase II-specific; DNA binding. The transcript has 3 exons. The record is from RefSeq and is a predicted model, not a curated record. Gene Ontology annotation, biological process: regulation of DNA-templated transcription.